AUGUCCAACUUUCUGCGACCACUGUGGAGAGUUUCAGCCUCGGCUUGGCACUGUCGUGGGCGAGGAAGCAACCCAUGGGGGAAGACUGCGAUCAGACUGUACAGUGCCCCACAACGUGACACAGUGGUAAGACAGUGGGUGCCGUCGCUGCUAGGAGUGUUUGCGUGCCUUGCUGGUAUAUAUUGGAUAAGUCCCAAUGGUGUGACACUUGGUAGGGGAGCUUCGGUGAGCCCAGGUAGCAAGGCCGAUGUCCUGAACAGUAUGGAGAGUCAGCAGCAGAGUACGGAUACGUUUGAUCCCAUUUUGCAGAUGGAUCAGUUUGGGACGGAGAAACCCUUCCUGGACGUUGAGGAGGUAGUGGUUCCCGGUGACGUCAGCAUCAUAAGUGCACAUAUAUCCAGAGAGCCCGUUCCAGGCAAACAGUUUCGAGGUGAAAAACAGUCGAUGGGUACGUCUGAUGGCGCAAGUAGGGACAAUCCGGUCUCUCUUAAAGCAGAAAUCCCUAUCGUAGAUCUGGAACACGCAUUGCCAAAACUGCAGCAGGAGGCAAAGGAAGAAAUGCCAAUCGAAAUAGAGAUGAAUGAGCUACCACUGAAAGAAGAUUCAAGUGCUGUUACCGGGAACGAGGACAGUUCAGUGCUGGCUUUGAAGGACGAUGAAAACGCGCAGAGGUCGGGGGAUCUUCAAGGCAAGUCUGGAUCUGUACAACCUUCUAUCCGUGUAAUAUACGAUGGCGAGAAAAUUCUACCAGAAAACAGCCCGCCCCAUGGUAGAUCAGAACUUGCUGGUGAGAUUGCCGCUCCAGGUUUACCUCACGAUGUCGACACUUUACCGCACGAAUUUGUUCUUGGAGAUUUGGUGAUCAUAGAACCGGGGAUGUCGAGUGAACCUCCGGUAAAAGAAACGAUGAGUGAAAGCUCUGGCUCUUGCAAAGUUCCAGCUUCCACUAACGAUAUACCUUUUGAAACAAACACUGAUGAAAAUAUUGACAUGGCAGACACUCACCCCUUCAAUAGUUCGUCAACAACUCCCAUUGAUAGCGCAAGUGGUUCUACAGAGACGACAAUGGAUCGAAGUCAAGGUACCACGCCUCUAAGCGCAGAGGAUGUAGGGACCCCAUUUGAGAAUCAUGUUCAAAAUGAGUUUGAUAUUGUUUCCAAGAGAGAAAAUGAGAAUGUGGUAGUAGAUGCAGAACAACAUUCUUUGGGAAGCGAAAAACAGCAAGUCCCCAAGAGCAUUGAUAAAAAACUUUUAGCUGGAGAAAAUAUUAAACCAAAAGUAGAUGACACUAUAGUUCGAAAGAUAGAGCCCUCCAAUUCGCAAGCUAUUCCAGAAAUUGUCUUGCAAACAAAUUUUAUCACUAACCCAGAAAGUGACCAUCUAUCGAUUGGCAGCACAGCGACUGAAAUACUGACACUCCCGUCAAAGGAAGUAUCAGAAACCGAAACCGUAGCCAGUGAAUCCGAAAGACCUGUUUACGAUUGUAAAACUAUUCAAACCCCUGAAAUAGACAGCACUAUGGGUACAACUCCAUCACGGCUUGAGGAUGACGGUUCAGCGACCAUAACAGAAACAGCGGAGGCUAAAACUGAAACAGUGUCACCAAUUCUAGAAGAGCCAACUGCGGAAAGCUUAGCUCCUUCUGUGAAACCAGCGUUGGAGGAUAAAGGUAUGGCUUACAAUCCCGAUACAGGUGAAAUUAACUGGGACUGUCCCUGUUUAGGUGGUCUGGCGUACGGUCCCUGUGGUGAGGAAUUCAGACUAGCAUUUUCUUGCUUUGUUUAUUCUGAUAAGGGCACCAAAACGGCGGAAUGUUUGGAUAAGUUCCAUGUUAUGCAAAACUGUUUCCAAGCACACCCUGACUAUUAUUUUGAUGACCAAAAUGUGAAAGUACGGGAUAUAUAG
Huiozyma naganishii CBS 8797 is the source of this 1905-nucleotide messenger RNA. RefSeq names its product Mia40p (gene MIA40). The coding region runs from base 1 to 1905 and encodes 634 amino acids. The record is from RefSeq and is a predicted model, not a curated record. Lineage: Eukaryota; Fungi; Ascomycota; Saccharomycetes; Saccharomycetales; Saccharomycetaceae. Gene Ontology annotation, molecular function: protein-disulfide reductase activity. The transcript has a single exon. Gene Ontology annotation, cellular component: mitochondrial intermembrane space. Gene Ontology annotation, biological process: protein import into mitochondrial intermembrane space.